Stegostoma tigrinum is the source of this 3793-nucleotide messenger RNA. It is a transcript of the gene morc3a, whose product is annotated as MORC family CW-type zinc finger 3a. The record is from RefSeq and is a predicted model, not a curated record. Gene Ontology annotation, cellular component: PML body; nucleus. Gene Ontology annotation, molecular function: zinc ion binding; ATP hydrolysis activity. The coding region runs from base 157 to 3219 and encodes 1020 amino acids. NCBI's taxonomy places the organism in Eukaryota, Metazoa, Chordata, Chondrichthyes, Orectolobiformes, Stegostomatidae. The transcript is spliced from 19 exons.
GGUGUCUGAAGUUGGGGGGUCGGCUGGAAUCCAGCUCCGAGCGAUGUUGGAGGAGGGGAGGGGAUUGGAGUUUGUCAACAGAGAGGCGGCGGUCUUGAGCCCAGUGGGUCUGUCUGUCACAUCGUCCGCCUUUUGAAGGAGCAAGCAGCAGACGAUAUGGCCUCGGCCUCCCUGCGGAGCGGGACCGGCGGCAGUGGCGGUAGGCCGCUGCCGUUGGGACCGCAGGACAUCCCUCUGAGCGCCAUGAGUCCCAAAUUCCUGCACACCAACUCCACCAGUCACACUUGGCCUUUCAGUGCAUUGGCAGAACUGAUAGAUAAUGCUUAUGAUCCAGAUGUAAAUGCAAAGCAGAUGUGGAUUGAUAAGACUGAAAUAAAGGAAAAAAUUUGCUUGAUAUUUGCCGACAACGGCCAGGGGAUGAAUCAAAGCAAGUUGCACAAAAUGUUGAGCUUUGGAUUCAGUGAUAAAGUUGCAGUAAAUGGACACGCACCUGUUGGGCUUUAUGGCAAUGGUUUCAAGUCUGGAUCCAUGCGGUUGGGAAAAGAUGCAACUGUUUUUACAAAAAAUGGGGAAACAUGUAGUGUAGGCUUCUUGUCGCAGACUUAUCUUGAAGCAAUAAAAGCAGAAAAUGUGAUUGUACCGAUUGUCUCAUUCAACAUGAACAAAAAGCUUUUAAGUGAGGAUAUGCAGUCAAGUUUGAAAGCAAUUUUACAAUAUUCUUUAUUUAACACGGAAAAAGAGCUCCUGGCAGAACUGGAUGCUAUUUCUGGAAAACGAGGGACAAGGAUUAUAAUUUGGAAUAUAAGAACAACCAAGGAUGGAAAACCAGAGUUUGACUUUGAAUCUGAUAAGCAUGACAUCAGAAUUCCCGAAGAUCAUUUAGAUGACGACGCAGGAAAAAGAAAGUACAAAAGACAGGAACGGAUGGAUCAAAUUGUGCCUGAAAGUGAUUAUUCUUUAAGAGCCUAUUGUAGUAUAUUGUACCUGAAGCCACGGAUGCAGAUCAUUCUUCUGGGAGUGAAAGUCAAAACUCAGCUCAUUUCUAAAAGUCUGGCUCACAUUGAACAUGAUAUAUACAAACCAAUGUUUAUUAACAAAAACAUAAAAAUAACCUUUGGCUUUAACUGGAGAAAUAAAGAACAUUUUGGAAUAAUGAUGUACCAUAAAAAUAGACUGAUUAAGUCUUAUGAGAAAGUUGGCUGUCAGCUCAGAGCAAACAACAUGGGAGUUGGUGUUAUUGGAAUUAUUGAGUGCAACUUUCUUAAGCCAACACAUAAUAAACAAGACUUUGAUUAUACAAAUGAGUAUAGACUAACGAUUCAAGCACUAGGACUGAAGCUGAAUGAUUACUGGAAUGAGAAGAAGAAUAAAAGAAACCAAGAAGAUCCUCAGAGUGUUGUACCCGUAGAAGAAUCACAGAAGCUUCCUGAUCAAGUUUGGGCUCAAUGUGAUGGCUGUUUAAAAUGGCGAAAGCUUCAAGAUGGGAUUGAUCCAGAUAUGCUGCCUGAUAAGUGGUUCUGCAGCAUGAAUCCAGAUCCAUCUUUUAGGAGCUGCAGUGUUCCAGAAGAACCUGAAGAUGCUAUUGAUGUUACUCCCAGUUACGAAAAAACAUAUAAAAAGCUAGAACAAAGAAAUCGUGAGAAAAACCGACGGCGAUUAAUCGAUCAAGACAAACAGCAGAAAUAUUUAGAAGAGCAGCUCAAACUAAAGGAGCAAGAACUUCAAGAGGAGAGAAGGAAACAACAGCAGAAUAUGGAUCUACGGAACAUCAUACAGAAGUAUAAUAAGGAAGCUGAUGCUCUUAGAAAGGAACAGGAAUUAUUGCAGCAAAAUCUACAAGCAAAGAACCUUAAGGCCAUGUUGCCGAGACAGAUAAAUCAUCAUGAAACCACCGAAGUAACUUCAAGUGCCCAGAAUCUCACUAAAUGGGUGGUCAAUGGAGACAAUACAUUGAACAUAUCACCCAGCCCAGCAACAGCUACCAUAACCUCGCCUGUGAGUAAACUUCAAAUUGUGGAAGUUAAAUCGCUAUCAACGCCACAAAUACCAUCUAAUGGUCAAAGUGCUAAAAGAACGUGUAACUAUCAAAGUGCAAGUCCAAAUCCAAAGCAACCAAAAUUAGAUGAAGGAAUUACUUUUGCCAGCUCUGUAAAUGGGGAAACUGUUAACGAUACAACAUUUGAUGAUGAUGUCAUUAUUGUUGAUGAGAAGAGUACACCAAGGCCUAGUUUAACUUUUGACUUGUCAAAAGUAAAACAUGAGCACAGAGCAAGUACAGAUACAACUGACUUUUGCAAUGAUGUGCUGCUCGGUAAUUGUGAUGAACGAGUUAAAGCUACGCAGACUGAGAACUCAGCAAUUUCUGUCAAGGAGGAGGGCAACGGAUCUGAAAAGCAGAACCUCUCCAGUGGCACCAGUGAUCUGAAAGAACAAGUUCAGCAGUCUCGGGAUGACGAGCUUCAGUGUUUGGCAAAUAACGAAGGAAGCAUAGCUCAAACCAGCGAAGAACAAAACAUCCAAAAUGUUGUUCUGAAAGCCAUGACUGAUGAGAGAGAUCACUACAAGGCAAAAUGUGAACAGAUCGAGAAAGAACUGGAAAAUGUUCAAAAAAAGCUUUUGGAAAAAAGUGAGUGCCAUGUCAAAAAAGAGUGCUGCCAUCAGUGGACGCAGUCUGAAUUUAUUAUUGGGGACCAUGCAGAGACUAUGGAUGAUUUCUGCAAACUCAGUAAUGAAGAAAAGGCAUCCCAAUAUGAAUUGGCACUAAAGGAAAUGGAAAAGUUAAAGAGACAGUGCCAAACACUGGAGAAUUUAAAGUUUGAAUGUUUCACUUGUAAUCUAAAGGAAAAUGAUAAUUUGGUAAAAAAGGAAGAAGACGAGCUAAUUCUGCAGCUGGACAGUAUGUUUCGACAAUUAGACAGCUGCAAGUCUGAGCGAGAUCAGUAUAAAGAGGAAGCUGAACGAUUGCAAAGUGAAAAUGAUACAAUCAAACUCAACUUGGCAAAUCUUUGUAAAGAAGUGGAACGUUUAAAGCGUGAAGCCACUGAAGCACAACAGAGUAACCUUCCAGAUGGCAUGAGUGUGAAACUCCGGUCUCUGCGGAUUGGUAUUGCGCAGCUUCUGGCUAACAUUGUACCUGAGCUGGACUUAGCACAAAUAAACUAUGAAAGUGAAGUUGUUGAUGAGAUUUUGGAACAGGUAUUAUCUGCCAAUGAAUCAUAAAGGCCAUCGCGUGUUUUGUUACAUGGAUAUCUUAUGAAAACAUCAAUGGACUAUGUAACUAUGUCAGCAGACUUUUGAUAAAAUCAGAGCUUACAAGUGAGCAAGUUAUGCACUUCUUUGAUUACAAUGGAUUCUGAUUUAUUUUUUCAGUAGACCAAAAGUAUUGAUUUCUUAAAUUGCUGGUCAGGUUGCUUCAGCAAUGAAUUGCAGGCUGGCUGAGCGUAAUGGGAGAGGCCCUUUAACGUAAACUGCUCAAAUGGUAAUGUUAAUUUCUUGACCUGUCUUGUGCAAAGACGAUGUUCUCUUUUGCGGUAUUAUAUCAAGAUUUUUUUGCUUAUGCCAUCUGUGGUUUAUCUCAACUGCGCAUCUAUCUUAAUCAAUGGGGAUCAGUAGAAGGGGAGGCUAUUAUGUUUUUUUUAUCAACUAGUGAUCAUUUCCCCUUCAAAAGAGAUUUUGUUCACGUGCGCCUCAGCAUUUGUCUUGUGCACGUUUUGUUGGUUCUUGGAUUAAAUAAUGUGCUGUAAAGCCUUAUGUAAUUUCAUAUUAAUUUCAUUAUAAAUUUUUUAUAAUUGAA